Molecule: messenger RNA, 2420 nt
Organism: Diprion similis
Lineage: Eukaryota; Metazoa; Arthropoda; Insecta; Hymenoptera; Diprionidae
Product: protein SERAC1-like
Exons: 15
Coding region: 66-2213 (715 amino acids)
Source: RefSeq, a predicted model, not a curated record
CAGUCGUUGUGAAUGGUUGUCCCGGAUCAGUUCGCUGCAGCCAAAUGUAUUUUUGACGUUGUUCUAUGUUAUUCAACUAUCCAAAUUUGGACUACAGCAUGUAUACAAAAUCCGUAUACCUCCUGCGAUCAACUGGCGCAUGCAUCGUGCUCGUAGGGGGAUGUUGGUUUUGCUACCAGCUACGUCAAACUUCGCUAAUCCUGAGCUCGGUUGUGCCUACCAAAGUCUUGGACCUUGAGCAUGCACAGGCUGAAUAUAUUUACGUAGAUGACCCUCGUCUCCAAGAUGUGCUUUUGUAUCGAGGUAACAAAGAUCUCGAUUCAACAAUUGUACAAGAAAAGCCUGGUAUUACCGAUACUGUGAUAACGUGGUGGAAGUCCCUAAAUAAAAGUCUGGCAUACAGAUUUCUUCACAUUGCUCAAAAUGGUUCAUUAAUUGAUCGACAAAAGGCUGUGUAUAGCUUGAGUUAUCUCAAACAUUUAAAAGAUUGGGACUAUUGGCAAAUUGCACAGAUGUUAGAUGCAAGAACUGCGGUUGCACUUGCACGAAUGCCAAAUGUAGAUCUUCGAUUUUUUCUGAGACCACCUUUCUGGCGCAUGCAACAUGCUCCAUAUGACACAAUUGAGAGCCUGAGACGAUUAUUAUUUGAACUGGAUAAAGUAUGCGCUAAUUGCCACCCUUGUCUAUCACAAUUUCUUGAGAAAAAUUUUGGAAGUACACAGCGUGGUCGAUUAUUGUUCGAUCACGAUCUAACAGCUGGUGGUCUACCUGGACCGCCAAAUUUGAAAUGGGAUCACGCACUGCUUGAAUCCUGUAUCCAAGCUUUGCAUCAUCAUUCUUCACUCGGUGAACACAGUAAAGAUAUUGCCAACGCGGGUGGUCUAAAAAUACUGAUGGAAGUUCAAAAACAUUGUGAAAAUGAUGUUAACAUAUCUAUUACACUGGCUAAAAUACUCUCAAAUCUUAGUCUCUACGACGAAUACUUGAGGGACAUCUAUUCGUUAGGAUGGAUUGGCAUAUUAGCUAGGUGGGCCAAACAUACAGAUAUACGAUUAUCUGCACCUGCCGGACGAGCAUUAGCAAAUCUCGAUGCUGAUGAAAAUGUGAACCAAAAAUAUCCACGGCGAAUUUAUCUUCUUCAUCCCUUGCAUAGAACUCGUUCAUCAACUAAGUUAGAUGUGGUAUUCAUUCACGGCCUCUUAGGAGGCGUAUUUGUUACAUGGAGACAACGAGAUUCUAACUCGCUAACUUCAGGUCGACCUGAAUCUUCAUCAUUAUCUUCUGGAAUAGAGUCAAUGGUCAGCAUGAGCGGUGAACAACCUCAAGAAUUCCUGAGGGAUUUAGCUCACGAUUUGGAGGUCAGUGAAUGGAAACGCAUUGGGCACGAUUUUGAGGUUGUAUUAGACGAUUUUCCAAAAAAUCCAAAUCAUCAAGCGCACGGACCAUUCACAUGCAAAGGGGAUGAUGUUUGUAUGGCCCAAGGGGAACAGGAUCAAAUACACCGAACACAGUGUUGGCCCCGUGAUUGGUUACCAAACGAUGUACCUUCUCUCCGUGUGCUAGGCGUGAAUUAUAAUACUAAUUUGUCAAUGUGGUUGCCGCUCUGUCCAAUUGAAGGAAUUAAGGCAACAAUUAAUGAACGAAGCCAUGAACUUAAAACAAAGCUGGCAACAGCAGGAGUUGGAAGGCGGUCAGUUAUAUGGGUUUGCCACUCUAUGGGUGGAUUGCUUGUUAAAAAAAUAUUGGUUCAAGAAUGGAAAAAUAAAGACAAGAACGAUAUAUGCAAAAACACACGUGGUAUUAUAUUCUACAGUACACCACAUCAAGGUUCCCACGUUGCGGCAUUGAAACAAACCACUCAAAUGUUUGUGUGGCCAUCAGUUGAGGUUCAAGAACUUCGAGAAGGAUCAUCGCAACUUCUUGAAUUGCACAACGAUUUUUUAAAAAUGCUGGAUGAAUAUCCAAUUGAUAUUAUCAGCUUCAGCGAAACUAAGUCCACACUUGUCACACCGUUGAAGUUUCCGCUGCAAUUUGUCAAUCCAACUUCAUCAGAUCCUGGUGUUGGUGAAUUUUAUGAAAUACCUCAAGAUCACUUGUCCAUAUGCAAACCAGCCAGCAGACGGUCAUUCUUAUAUCAGAAACUCGUUACUGUCAUAAAACGUCAUGUGCAACCUUCAAAAACGAUUGACGACAUGGAAAAUGUAUACACUUAAAAAGUGUAGAUCCUGUGAUAUAGUAUUGAAUCUCAAAGGUGGAGAGUAUUUAAAUUUAGCUAUCAUAAAAUUACUUCGGCUUCAUUUUUCUGAUAACUGAAGUGUUCAAGACUAAUUGAUGGUGGUUUGAAAUUAUCUCAUUCAGAUUGACAAUGAUUAUGAUCGUCGAACAAUUAAGCACAUGACAAACAUGUACAUAUCUAGCAG